ACUUCUCCCAGGGCCUGAUCGACUCUUGCCUGUCAGCCGCCCGCGAGUGAAGAAGCACAGGACCGCACGAGCAGCCAGCCAGCUCUUUCCUCCAGUCGGUCGCCGAACAGCAUGUCGGAAAAGAAGGAGCAGUACUACCUGCCGCCGCCCAAACUGGGCAAAUGGGAGGGCUUCAGGAAGUUCCUCUGGGAUUCGGACAGCUCCCAGUUUCUGGGCCGAACCGGAGCCAGUUGGGCUAAGAUCUUCAUCUUCUAUAUCAUCUUCUAUGCUGCCCUCUCUGGAUUCUUCGCUGCCAUGCUGGCUGUCUUCUAUCAGACGCUCAACACCAAAACACCGAAAUGGAAGUUAGAGGAGUCCAUCAUUGGCACAAAUCCAGGUCUUGGUUUCCGUCCAAUGCCACCUGAGAGCAAUGUAGAGAGUACCCUGAUCUGGUAUAAGGGCAAUGACGAUAACAACUACAAAUAUUGGGCCGAAGAGAUCGACAGAUUCCUUGAAGAGUACAAGAAGGCUGGUCAGACACCUGGUGUCGGCCAGAACAAGGUCAUUUGUGACUAUAAUAACCCACCUGCUGAAGGAAAGGUGUGCGACGUUCCCAUCAAGGACUGGAGUCCUUGCAUCUCUGAAAACGGCUACAACUACAAAAAGAGCGCUCCUUGCAUCUUUUUGAAACUUAACAAGAUUUUCGACUGGAUGCCUCAAUUCUACAAUGAAUCAUCUUCACUUCCUGAUAAUAUGCCUGAAGACUUGAAGAAUCACAUCAGGGACUCCAACAAACCGAAUGAGCUCAACACAGUGUGGGUGAGCUGUGAAGGUGAGAACCCCGCCGAUAUUGAGCACGUUGGCCCCAUUCAGUACAUCCCACGACGAGGCUUCCCUGGAUACUACUUCCCAUUCAAGAACUACGAAGGAUACCUCAGUCCUAUCCUUGCCAUCUUCUUUGAGAGGCCAAAGACGGGAGUUUUGAUCAACAUUGAGUGCAAAGCCUGGGCCAAGAACAUCAAACACGAUCGUGCAGAUCGCCGCGGCUCGGUGCACUUUGAGUUGAUGAUCGACUAAGUGUUUCUAGUCGAGCCGGCAAUCGCUGCCUUGUUAGUCUAUGGCGUACCUCGAGGGGCUCACACUCACCUAGUCCUUAACCAAGUCCCCCGAUCCAAUAAAAGGCCAUAACCCCUCCUGGUACGCCUGUGAGCUGCACUAUGUUAAUUAUCAUUUGCGAUUCGUAAGAGCAAUCCGAUUUUUUGUAACGCUCAACUGUGAAUGUGGGACUCAAAAGCAACCGAAAUAUAUCGCGCGUCGGGGCCGGUUCCGUCUGAAGGGCCCACGAACGAGUGGCCCCUUCUUAGACGGAACCUGGCCACCGUGAGGUUUGUAAAUAUUAUCGAAAAUUCUGUGUUGAGGCUCCCUCAAGAAAAGAAGCCCACCCCCUCCAUCUCUGCUGCUUCGUAGGCAUUUAACUCGGUCAGUAUUUGUCACACAAGAUUUCUGUUCACAUGACUACUAAUUUUGUCUCUUCUGCAAUCGACGAGGAGAAACGGAAAUGAGCGUGUUAUUGUUAUGAUGAUGAAAUAUAUGAGGAUUAUAUACUUCAACUUGUGGUGCUGUGAAUGAAAUACCGAGUAUUCAAAACGUUUAAAAGUUACACACGAUGUGUUUUCCAUCUCAAACUGUUGAUACUUAAAGAUCGAAAAUGAAGUUGUUUAGUUGCCUGGCAAAAUUACUUAAAAUCAAUGUUGCCACUGUAUAACUAACACCAAUAUCAUCAAAUCGUGGCCACCUACUCUCUUGAAUGUAUGUAUUAAUUGUUGCUGCCGUGUUUUUUUGUUUCCGCACUGGAAGACUCUUUCAAACGUUCAGUUUCUUCAUUUUUAUACAUCUCUCUAUGAGAAAAGAGUGUGCAUGGAAAAUAAAAAGAAACACAGUUGAAAAGAGGCGCAAAUAAAUUAAAAAAGCGCGGCCAACGGUCAGGACUGGCGGCCAGAAAACCACUAGUUGAAUAGUGUGUAGUGUUUGAGUGUGCAUUAGAUGCUAGUGAACACGUCUGUUUAUUUGAAAAUAAAAAGGAUAAAUCAAUAUUAUUACCUUCUAUGUUACGAUAGGCGAAAGUGAAAAAAUGUUUUAAUAGCGCGUUGAUUAUGGAAAAAUUGAUUGUUCUUGCUACACAGAAUAUCAAAAGUCUAAUGCAGAUCAUCAGUCGAACGAUCGAUUGAGAAUUUGAUUAAUAAUCGAAGGAAAGCAUAGCGUUCGGUAGGAUCAGAUAUUAUUGACAAAAUUACAUAAUGAUUAAUUGAAAAGCGCUUUGUAAAUCACAGGAUAACAUUUGUUUCACAUUAAAUGUAAUUAUUCCA
Cloeon dipterum is the source of this 2345-nucleotide messenger RNA. RefSeq names its product sodium/potassium-transporting ATPase subunit beta-2-like. The transcript has 7 exons. Gene Ontology annotation, cellular component: sodium:potassium-exchanging ATPase complex. NCBI's taxonomy places the organism in Eukaryota, Metazoa, Arthropoda, Insecta, Ephemeroptera, Baetidae. Gene Ontology annotation, molecular function: ATPase activator activity. The coding region runs from base 112 to 1056 and encodes 314 amino acids. Gene Ontology annotation, biological process: sodium ion export across plasma membrane; intracellular sodium ion homeostasis; intracellular potassium ion homeostasis. The record is from RefSeq and is a predicted model, not a curated record.